Molecule: messenger RNA, 2754 nt
Organism: Carassius gibelio (silver crucian carp)
Lineage: Eukaryota; Metazoa; Chordata; Actinopteri; Cypriniformes; Cyprinidae
Product: leucine-rich repeat-containing protein 14
Exons: 4
Coding region: 415-2136 (573 amino acids)
Cellular component (GO): cytoplasm
Source: RefSeq, a predicted model, not a curated record
GCCAAAUAAAUGUGUCUUUGUUGCGUCAUCAAAAGGCGACUAUGUUCAGCCGUAAAUAUCGGGAAUGGAGUCGGAGCGGCAUGGAAAAACACCCCAGAUAUUUUUUUAAAAAUUGUAAGAUUUAUACUGAUCGCACAGAGUUAUAUUUUACAAGUCAAUUUCUCAUGUUCCGCGUAUUGUUCUCAAGCCAUAAAGCAGAGAAAAAUUGCUACAACGCGCUAAAGAUUGAUCAAAUAUUAAAUCCUAUAUUUUGGUGUGGUAAAUUAGACAUUUAAGACGCUCGUGACAUUCAGAUGCCUGUUGAGCGAGUAUAACUGAAUAUAAGAUGCAGGAUUACAGUGUGAUGAGGGAGGUCAUUUUGUACCUGCUUUGAAAACAUCGAUGUGAUUUCCGGGGCAUUCUGGAGAAACAAAGAUGGUGCAGUCUUUGGUGAAGCUGUGCGCCCGGGAGGUGGUGAGUGACCACAGCUCCUCGCCGUGUUGGUUGAGUUGUGUGCCGCGGGAGCUCUACCGAGCGUUACUGGACGCCGCCUUCACCCACUGCCGUCCUCUAGCUGUCGGUGAGCUCGUCCAGCGGUGGCCCGAGAGAACACUGACCGUUGGAGGCAGCAGAAAAGCGGACGAGUGUCCCCCGAACCGCCUCUGCGUCCAGGCUCUGCUGCUGGCUGUGGUCAGGGGACUGACGGACAAGAGGUGUUGCCUGCAGAUACUGGAUCUCAGUGGACUUCAGUGUGAAAAUGGGAGAGUUGAGGACUCGAUGGGCGGAUGGUCCCUCAGUGUUGCCCUUUGCUCAAUGGUGCUACAAGCUCGAGCUGCUGCCUCCAGGGCUCACAGGAGAGAUGGAGAAAGAGAGAGAAAAAGAGGACUGGAAGCAGAACGCAACCGGGGCUCUAUCAAACGAGACCGGGGCAAGGUAGUGUCUGGGAAUAGUGGUCAAGGGAGUCAGGGAGGACACGAAGCGCAAGAAGUAGAGAAGAUGGAGUGCAAAACUAAUGAACGGAUGUUACCAGAAGAUGAGUCCGUGAAGGGUGUUAGGAGGAGGAUGGAGAUCCAGAGAAGAAAGACUUUAUCCGAGGGGAAAUCAAACACCAGCAGUAAUAACAGUAGUUUAUGCGACCAAGACUGGGACGAGGUAGUUGUGGUCCAUGUCAGGACUGACCUUUUUGUCAAUUCUCGUUCCUGGGAGCGUGUCCGUGAUGCCCUUAGUCAGCCAGGUCCACUACGGCUCCACUGCCGCUACCUCCGCGUGGAGGAACUCUCGGCACCCUCCAUAGCUUGCUUGUUGGGUCUCUUGCCUCAGCAAAAUCUGCUAGGUGUGGACAUCCGCUACUCCAGCCUUGGGGCGUCAGGCCUGGCUAUGCUGCUUCCACUGUUAGCACCUUUUCCUCACCUGCACUCUCUGAGACUGCAUUACUGUAACUUGGAUUUACAGCGAGCACAGCCUGGCCAGCAGGGGGCACUUCAGGACAUGUCUAAAGGACUGAGUUCACUGAAGAAACUAAAGAGAUUAUGCCUGACUGCACUCCGACUGCCAGGACACCUGCGCCUGCUGCUCAGCUCUCUUUCCCAGCCUCUGGAGGUGCUGGAGCUGCCAUACCUGUGCCUGACCUCCACGGACCUGGCCUACCUCUCCUGCAGCCAGCACGCUCCAUUCCUGAGAGAACUUGACCUGAGCGAGAACUGGCUCGAUGAAUCGUCCCUGCCCUCUCUGCGCCGUCUCUUAGCUCAAGCCCAGAACUCUCUGUGCCAGCUUUCACUCUGUGGUUGUGGUCUCUCAGACACUCUCCUGGGUGCUCUUCUUCCCUCCCUGUCCUGCUGUCGGGCUUUACGUAGCUUAAGACUGGCCUUAAACCCGCUCUCUAGGACGGGACUGCUUUCCCUGGCCCGUACAGCGGCAGGAAUGCCUUCUCUUCGUCUGCUGCUCUAUCCCAAUCCACUAGAGGAAUAUGAGCCUGGUCUGCCGGCUCUCCCCUCCAGUGCUCAGCUGCUGGAUUGGCGUCUGUUAGAGGAGUCUGAGGACAGGGACUUGACUAGGAGGUUGCUGGAAGAGGUUCUGAACUUGAGAGGACGAUCCCGGGACCUUCUAGUGACUUCUGACCUUUUAAAUCAUAGUCCAGACUUAACUGUGGAUGAUUAGAGGGUGAAUGUCCCAGAACCCACUCUCUUAAUAAGUGACUAUCAAAACUAUUCUUAAACUAGUACUUUCAGAAUGUUUGAACCACUCAUAGGGAAUGUACUUGUGGUAGUUUAUACACACAAUCUAAAAAGGCCAGCUAGCGGAAACUUUAUCGUUAUAUUAUAUGCAGUUUCUCACAUGAAAUGAGUUUGAUUUGUAUUUGUUUGUUAUCCAUUACAUAUGGUUUUAUUGCUUUAUAUGGCAAUGUUUAUGGCAAACACAGAUAGAAGGAACAUGAACACUUCUAAAAAGUUUUUUUAACUCGUGUGUCCUUUUCUGAAUUUUUUUAUGCUACCAGUAAUAAUAAUAACAACUAAUUUUGGUAUUUUAUCAGGGCAUUUUUGCCAGUCUAAUUUAACCUGACAAUUUUCAAUGUCUCAUAGUGGAAAUCAAGACCUAAACGGAUAAUUUACUGGGAAAAUGUAAAACUUGCCCUCUAAAUGAUUGUAUGACUUCAUAAAGAACAUUCAGACAUAAUUUCUAACUGUCCUUUAAUGACUUUGGUGUUCAAUUAACGUUCACAGACACAGAAUUAAACCAGUUUGUGAACGUUCCCAUGCAACCUGUAACUUAUAUAUA